Molecule: messenger RNA, 915 nt
Organism: Vicia villosa (hairy vetch)
Lineage: Eukaryota; Viridiplantae; Streptophyta; Magnoliopsida; Fabales; Fabaceae
Exons: 1
Coding region: 1-915 (304 amino acids)
Source: RefSeq, a predicted model, not a curated record
AUGGUAACCAGAGCUGGUCAGAAUGGCGGUAAUGAGGAAGUCGAAAACAAUGAUGUUGAGAAGGAAGAUGAUAAUCGUGCUGCGGAAUAUGAGGGGAAUGAAAUUGUUAUAAGCGAGAUGAAUAAAGAAGUGGAAAAAAGAGAUAAAUCCAAAAGGAAGGAAGCAUGUGACAAGAUGGAAAACAAGGUGAUACCGAGUCAACACCUCCCAUAUCCACAUGCACCAUUAAAAAAAGAUAAUGUUAGGAAACAUGCAAGGUUUAUGGACAUAUUUAAACAACUUCAUAUAAAUAUUCCAUUUGCCGAAGCGUUGGAGAAAAUGCCCAAGUAUGCUAAAUUGAUGAAGAAUAUGCUCACAAAGAAAAAGAGGUACACGGACAAAGAGACAGUAUUGCUUGAUGCUCGUUGUAGUACCGUGAUCCAAAGAAAUACUCCAAGAAAGGAAUCUGAUCUGGGACGAGUUACAUUGCCAUUAACUAUUGGAAGUAAUUACAUUGGUAAAGGUUUGAUCGAUCCGGGGUCUAACAUCAAUUUAAUCCUUUUAUUCAUUGUCAAGAGAUUGGGGAAUAUUGUGAUGAAGCCUACUAGGAUGACAUUGCAAUUAGCCGAUAAGACUAUCACUUCAUCGUAUGGAGUAGCUCAAGAUAUGCUAGUAAAAGUGGACAAAUUCUUUUUCCCGGUGGAUUUUGUGGUAGUUGACAUGGAGGAAGAUCGUGAGGUACCAUUAAUUCUUGGAAGACCAUUCAUGAAGACUGCCCGAAUGAUUAUUGAUAUUGAUGAGGGGCUCAUGAAAGUAAGGGUGCAAGAUGAAGAAGUAAAGUUUAAUCUUUUCAAAGCCAAGAAGCAUCCUAAGAACAAGAAGGAUAUUUUCCGAAUCGAUGCCACCGAAGGAGAACUCAAAGAUGCUGAAAAUUAA